Molecule: messenger RNA, 2383 nt
Organism: Orbicella faveolata
Lineage: Eukaryota; Metazoa; Cnidaria; Anthozoa; Scleractinia; Merulinidae
Product: AP-5 complex subunit zeta-1-like
Cellular component (GO): AP-5 adaptor complex
Source: RefSeq, a predicted model, not a curated record
UUUACAGGAUCCGGACUUCAGAGAAUUCUGUACCAAAGUUCUCGGAAUUUUGCACAGCCGUGAGCGAGGCGCUGAGUGCAUUAAUGCUUUAAGGCGACUGUUUCUGCUGUUAGCCGCUACUAGACAAAGAAGAAGGUUGACACAGGAAUUAAUCGAUGAACUGAAAAAUGUUACCAGUGAACCUCAGCAAGGUCCUAAAAGAUUACGACUUCUUUGCUCUGCGAUCUUGCGAGAAAUAACUCCCACCAAUCAUCUGCUUAUCACUAAUUUGGAGCCUCCUGUGGAGCAGAAAAACAUCCCAGUCAUUUUACCUUUGGUUUGGGUCCAGGGUCAGGAACAUGGCCUCUGGACAAACCACGUUCCACAGCUUGUACAGUGGUUAACCAAUCCUGGUGUUCCCGUAGAGUUACAGACAUUGUCGCUUGGAUCUUUACAGUUAUUAAUACACGUAGAUGACAACUUGAUAUCACAAGAUGAUGCAGGUGGAGUUAGUCGGCAAAUGGCUAACUGGUUGAAAAAUGCCAGCACGGUGUCAGCACCUAAUCCUUACCAGAGACAGAUAUUCAGAGGAGGAAAGGCUAAGGGGUAUCAGCUGGUUACUGAAGUUGAUGGAACAUCAUCAAGAUAUUUUUUCACAGUGUUGAGUAUUGCACAAUACUUUUUCCCAGACCAAGUUUUGAAUAUCCACAGCUUUUCUAUGUUAAGAUCAUGGCUUCAGCAUCUUACAUUCACCACUGCAACAUCAAUCUCUGUUUCUCCGAGAGAUCGUCGGUCACCAGUGACUUUAACAACUGCCUCAAAUCCUGGCUCUGUUGAGAAUCUCAGCCAAGCAACUUAUCCAUAUGGAUCUCUAUCCCAUAACACCCUUGACCAGAGUCAGUCAAGUAUGGAUAAUGUUUCAAUUGGUUCCCAAUCUUCUGCUGGCUUUAUUAUCCCUUUGUUACGUUCCUCACCACAGGGGUCUGAGAACCAGUCUUUGAACCAGUCCCCCAUUCUUGGAAGAUCUCCAGAUGACAGAUCUCCUGAUGACCGGUCAAGUGGCAGUGACUCUAGACCACAGACUCCUUUAAACUUUCCACUUGAUCCCGAGGAGACUGGUGUCAAGGCUCAGGCAAAACCAGCAUCACAGCGGGGUAAACAUCAGAGAUCUGUGUCAUCAGUGAGUUUCUCAAAACUGUUUCCUUCCAGUGUACAUGGUGCAAAAACUGGUGAACAAGAACUGAAGGAAAGAGCUUGUGAAUAUUGUCUUCGGCUUCUGGAACAAAGUGAAAGAAAACCAAGCAAGCAUCAAGAUGUCGUGUUAAUUGAAGCAUGUCUUGUUGAGGCCAUCUACAACUUGGACAUCCUGUGUGCAACAGACAAGUCCUUAAUUCCCAAACUUAUCGAGAUAAUAAGAAGACUUUAUACUCGAGUCAAGUCUGACAUCAACAGGUGGAAAAGGGUUUUGAUUCCUGUAGUGCAGUUUCUGCUUAACCAUGGUGAAACUGUAGUUCUUGAUCCUGAACCUGCCUGCCAGUAUCUGCUGGGUCCUGUUCUGAGUUCUUAUUAUGCCAACUCUUCCCUCGCAUUUGAUAUUAUUUUCUUUUGCCUGGAAAACCUGAGAAAACUCAGCGCAUCAAGCACCAUCCUUUUGAAGUAUUUCCCAAAUCUAUUUAAGAUCUUGGCGUGGCAUCCACGCACAUAUAUCAAGGAAUUCAUAGAGAUGCUGCCAGCCAUGCUAAAUGAGGACAAUGUCAUUGAGAUGUUUCACUCACUGUUGGAUCUACCUUGCUUAGCUGCGGCUUUGUGUACAUCUUGGGCCACUAAAGCAAGGGCCGGCAGUAGUGACAAGAUGGUUUUCGUUCAGUCAUCUGUUGAUUAUUUUCUGGACCCAGAAUACAAGCCUCUCUUUAGCUACAUUAUGAGAUUACAAGCUGGACAGGGAGACACCAUAGACAAACUCAAAACACUUCAUUCUUUGUUAGAGGACAGACUCGAUCAACCUCGCGUUGUUGUAUCUGCACAAAUAGCUCCAGUUCUAUUGAACGCGAUGUUUUCCACCAUCCUGGAAGAAGCAGAUGAGGAAACAGCCAGUCGCAUGGUGCCUGUUAUACUUGAAAGAGUCGGUCUCCUGUAUCCUGUGCAAGACUACCGUAAAGAGAUUCACGAGUUGCUGUCAGAACGGCUUGUACAGUUGUGUCAGAAAUAUCCAAACCUGAUAGUCAGGUAUCAACAGGAUAUCAUGGAGUUUGUUAGCGGACUGAAAAAUCUUGGACCAGCCAAAGAGAAUUUCUUCGUUCACUUGGUUAGUUAUGUAAACAACAAUUGCGUAUUUGGGUUUUUAAUACACUUCCGUCUCGGAAAACAAAGGAGUGUUAUUUUUUUUCACGAGAAACGAAGUUGA